GAUCAAGCACGAUCGGCUGCUUAAAACUAGCUCCCCUGGAGCAGUUAGCGUGCGCUCGAGGAUGUGCGACAGCGGCAAACGAAGCGAUGGAAGCUGCGGCAAGCACCAGCGGGAGAGAGGCAACAGCCCCUGGCUGGAUUGGUCGCGAACUCAAACCGGGCAAGAAGAAAGACCCGCCUUUGUCGUGGAUGUACCUGCGGGAAGCCCCUGAUGGAACCAAGACGCUAAUGCCGUGGUCGGAGCGGCUCAUUUGGGGCGGCGUGCUGGGCGGGAUAGCGUACUUCUUCGUGCCUCGAAUUUACAACGCGCGGAAAAAGGCCGCAGAGGAGGAGGAGGCUUCCAAGGUGCGGGAGGCGGAGCUGAAGACGCGGCGACUGACCGCCAUCCGCGUGCUGCUAUCCAACAAGGACUGGCUGAGCGCGGACGCGGAGGCCUUCGAGGGGCUGAGCCCCAAGCAGAUCGCCGAGUUCAUGAAGGAGCACGGCAUCAAUGCAGACGACCCCUUCGAGGGGAUGUCGCCCGAGGAGAUCGACGCCUUCGUUGCGAAGACUGGCAUGCAGAUAUGAUGAGGUCGAAGUCAGCAACUCGGACAGCCGGGCAUGGACGUAGAUUGCUCUGGAGCGGGAGCCGAUGCCGGCAGCGGAGCAAGCAGCGGGCAGCAGUGGUGGGUGUGGGGAGUAAAAUGGAAUCGGCUUUGACGCAGUAGGCGGUGUGUGGGGCGUGGGGGUGAGCGGCUAUUGUAGGCGUGCGCCUGAGCCGCUGACUGUAGGACAGCAGGAGGCCGUGUGAUGUGGAUGCCCGACGGGCUAAUAUAGACAAGCCUCGUGAUGCUGUGGCCGGGCUUUUUAGCAUCAUGGACCCCGAUGGAGGGUAGUCGCGAGGAUGCCGGGAAAAGGUGCAGUGCUGCCCGUUGGGAUAGCGGUUACGGCCUGUUCUACCGCAGACACUGGUGAUGCAGAGUUUAGGGGAUAGCAUGUAGACUUGUGAUUGGGUAAGCAGGGCGGUGGCAGGGCAUGAAGGAGUAGCGUAUGAGGCAAAGGGAAAGCCUCAUCUUGAAGUGUAUCAGGUGGGAUUCGCGCGCGGUUUCUGCAUGGGGGUUGCAUGGCGGCCCGGAACUCCGUUGUUAAGCCCCUUGCUUCA
Molecule: messenger RNA, 1140 nt
Organism: Chlamydomonas reinhardtii
Lineage: Eukaryota; Viridiplantae; Chlorophyta; Chlorophyceae; Chlamydomonadales; Chlamydomonadaceae
Exons: 4
Coding region: 87-566 (159 amino acids)
Source: RefSeq, a predicted model, not a curated record